AUGCCAUUACUAAGUCCGGUAGCAUCACAUACAUUCAGUGCCAGAGAGGAGGUUCAGCAGACACAGUCAACGCGGACGCCACUGAACAUAAGGCCGCUGAAUAAGACUGCAAUUGGCGAAAUUACUCCAAUUGAUACGCUCUCAUCUCUUUCGGAACCGUCAACUCUUUCAGCAGAGUCAGAAUCAUCAGCAUCGGCUGUGGAAUUGGUACCAUCAAUAGCAGUAUCGGAAUCUGUCACCAAAGCACCGCUUUCUGAACCAGUGGACGAAGCAGUAACAUCAGCUUCAACUAGUGAAGUUCAAAAAUCAACAUCUUCUGGAGAUGAAAAUGCUCCAACUGUAGCUGGUGGAUCUGGUGAUGUGCAAAGCCAAGAACAGGAUCAUGGGCAUGAGCAUGAGCACGAGCACGAGCAUGAGCAUGAGCACGACGAUGAAAGUUUAUUUGUUGGCGAUAAAACGUUGUUCAGUCAGGAUAAUACCAUGAAAGCACUACAAGACUUCAGUACCACGCGUCCCGUUCCGGAAUUACUCACUCCACCUGAGGCAAGUAUUUGCCUUCAGCUUGUGGCUUUUUUCAAAUUUCAUGAGUGGCAGUGCCCUAACUGCCAUGAGGAAGCAUUCAUUGAAAAUAAUACUUUUAAUUGUUUGGAAGUUCAAAAGUAA
This is a messenger RNA of Gongylonema pulchrum, 663 nucleotides long. NCBI's taxonomy places the organism in Eukaryota, Metazoa, Nematoda, Chromadorea, Rhabditida, Gongylonematidae. The record is from the annotation of a GenBank genome assembly.